Molecule: messenger RNA, 1213 nt
Organism: Asparagus officinalis (garden asparagus)
Lineage: Eukaryota; Viridiplantae; Streptophyta; Magnoliopsida; Asparagales; Asparagaceae
Product: polyadenylate-binding protein RBP47B'-like
Exons: 6
Coding region: 305-703 (132 amino acids)
Source: RefSeq, a predicted model, not a curated record
UAGCUUUUCCCUUGUGAAAUUGCAAUGUUCACUUCUUUAAUAUUUUCUUGUUGCAGCUGUAUAUCCGACACCAACUUAUACUGCUCCACUGUUGCCCCCAGUCCCACCGGACAGUGAUAGCACAAACACAACUAUAUUUGUUGGUGGCUUGGACCCUAAUGUCGGUGAAGAAGAACUGAAGCAGAUCUUUUCACAAUUUGGAGAACUUAUCUAUGUUAAGAUCCCUGCUGGAAAGGGAUGUGGCUUUGUGCAGUUCAGCACUAGGGCAUCUGCUGAAGAGGCAAUACAAAGGACCCAUGGAAGCAUGAUUGGUCAACAAAUUGUAAGGCUCUCUUGGGGUAGAAGCCCAACAAGCAAGCAGGAUCAACCUGGUGCCUGGGGUCAACAAGCCGAUCCAAACCAAUGGGCAUAUUAUGGUUAUGGCUAUGAUCCUUAUGGUUAUGCAACCGCACAAGAUCCAUCUUUAUAUGCAUAUGGUGCUUAUGCUGGAUAUGGGCAAUACCCUCAACAGGUUGAAGGUUUGCCGGAUAUGACAGCAAUGGCAGCUGCAGUGCCGACUGUGGAGCAUAGAGAGGAACCCUACGAUCCAUUGGCUAUACCUGAUGUUGAUAGAUUGAAUGCUUCUUACCUUGCUGUUCAUGGAAGUUCGUUACUGGGAAGGCCUUUAUGGUUGAAGACAUCAGCUCUACCUCAGCAAGCUUAGCUUUUCAUGUGCUAGUCUUCAGUUAAAUGUUCGCUAUUUUCUCAAAGGUUUAAAUGGUCUCUGCUUGUUUAAGGGAGUCUGUGAACGAGGGGCGACGUCCACAAGUUUGCUGACAACAUCUUGCCAGGACGGAUGAAGAUGAAACUCAGGCCUUCUAUGUACACAAAGCUUAUGAACACGAAAAUCAGGCCGACUACAGUGUAUAAUGGGUGUCACCUGGACUAGUCGUCGUAUUCCCCAGUAAUAUUCUGUAGUCAACAUGUAUUAUAUAAUCAAAUCUGCGUACUGUCAUGGUGGUAUGUCUGGUUUGAUUCUCUUCAUCAAGGUUACAGAUUAGGUGUUACUUUCUCUAGUUAUGUAAGAGCCACUGGUUAGAAGUCUUCUAGAAAAUUGAAGAAGCAUAGAGCACUUUUUGUAUGCGCCCAACUUGGCUUGGUUCUGAAAUUGAUGAUCCCCGGCAGAACAUAGUGUAAUGCUAUUAUUCACUUCAAGUUGAUGUGCUUCCAGUUA